UUGGCCUCCUCCUUCCCCCUUGCCUUCUUCCUCUCUCGUCGUACCUGGCCUCCAGAGCAAGCUCGCUCAGGCGAAGUGCCAUCACAGCGCUGGUGCGGACAGCGUCGCUCACAGCCUCGUCGCUGCUGACUGAGAAGCGCUUGAUACAGCCUGAACACCCGACCCGACCGAUACGUUCCUGGCGGUUGCCGUGACGUACAUUCAGCCCUCCCUGCCGGGCUACCUUCUCUUUGACCACCAUCCUGCUCAGUUCGAUCCUGCGUAGUACGCUAUGAACUUCUUCAAGUCCAAGCCGCGCACACCGCCAGACCUCGUUCGCGGGCUUCGGGACGCAUUGCCGAAGCUGGAGGCUGGGCAGCCAGGGUCGGAGGUGAGACGGAAGGCUGGCGAAGAGGUCGCAAGGAACCUCCAGCAGAUCAAGGCGAUCUUGUACGGAGAUGGCGACCCGCUCCCUGAGCUUGUGGCGCAACUCGCAACAGAAACAUACUCAACAGAUCUCCUAUACCACCUUCUAGUCAGCAUUCACAAGCUCGAGUUCGAGGCACGGAAGGACGUCGUGCAGAUCUUCAACAACCUCCUUCGGCGGCAGAUCGGCGCGCGCUUCCCAACCGUCGAGUAUCUGAGUGGGAAGAAGGAGGUGCUGUUUGCAGCAUUCGACGGGUAUAAGAACGAGGAUAUCGCCCUUAACACCGGUAUGAUACUUCGAGAGAUGCUCCGACACGAACCAUUAGCGAAGAUACUGCUUCACUCUGAACAGUUCUACACGUUCCCACAUUACAUCGAAACGACUACAUUUGGCGUCUCAUGCGACGCGUUCGCAAACCUGAAGGAGACGCUGACACGCCACAAGGCCAUGGUGGCCGACUAUCUCGACAAGAACUACGAUCGUUUCUUCAACACGUACACCACCCUCAUACGAUCGGAGAACUACGUGACAAAGCGGCAGUCACUGAAACUGCUAGGCGAGAUCCUGCUGGAUAGGGCAAAUUUCGCCGUCAUGACGCGGUAUAUUGCGGACGAGACGAAUCUCAAGAUGAUGAUGAACCUGCUCCGGGACAAGAGCAAGAAUAUCCAGUUUGAGGCAUUCCACGUAUUCAAGGUCUUUGUGGCAAACCCGAAGAAGCCGGAACAGAUUGAGAACAUCCUCCGGAGAAAUAAGGACAAGCUACUGAAAUUCCUCAAGGAUUUCCACAACGACAAGGAAGACGAGCAAUUCUCCGACGAGAAACAGUUCCUCAUCGGACAAAUACAGAACCUAUGAUAAUACCCGUCCGGCUACUCGCUCUCCUUCCCUCCCCCAUCGUCGGUUCCCACGCUUGUCUGUACCCUCCGGACUUUCUUGCUCAUCUCGUUCGCCUCUCGCAUCCCUGGACUCCUACUCAUUUGCACUCCCCUGACAUAAUACGGCGUCCGCGUGCGCACGCCCACUUCUCUUCGUCGCGCCGGCCCCUUCGUCACCCGCCGUCCGUUGGUCACCGGCUCCCUCGUCCUGGCUGCCGCCCGCGCACCUAUCGACUCACUGCAUCCCAUACCGCACCGCACGCUCUGUGUAGCCCGCAUCUCGUGUCCCGUGUCUUCUGGAGUUUUAGCUCUCUACCUCUCUCGAUCGUCCUUGUCUGAGUGUCCUGUAUUAUCACCGUCUUCGUUCUAUCGCACGCCUAUCGUGGUCAAUGGUAUGCAUCGUCUCUAGAGCCCUCG
This is a messenger RNA of Rhodofomes roseus, 1698 nucleotides long. RefSeq names its product Mo25-like protein. NCBI's taxonomy places the organism in Eukaryota, Fungi, Basidiomycota, Agaricomycetes, Polyporales, Fomitopsidaceae. The record is from RefSeq and is a predicted model, not a curated record. The transcript is spliced from 7 exons. Gene Ontology annotation, molecular function: protein serine/threonine kinase activator activity. Gene Ontology annotation, biological process: intracellular signal transduction. Bases 272 to 1261 code for a protein of 329 amino acids.